AUGAUGUACAAUGUACGGCUAAAGAUGGAAACCCCGAGGAACACACGAAAUAGCAAUCAAAACGGGAAUAAAAAUUAUCUCUUCAAGAUACAGGCGGGCGCCUUUGUAGGCCACCACAAUUCCUUGACGAUGCUUCAACAUCCUUUGAGGCCCAGUUUAGAGAAACUAGACGGCUCGGCUUUCGAGCUGUACGCCAACAGGCAGGUCUUCCACCAUGGUCAAAUCCUACUUGUAAUCGCCUCGAGCACGUCGAACCUCGUGUGGACCCCGAAUUCGCGAGCGGGAACCGGCGCCGGCCAGGCCAUCGUUGCCGCGAACGAGCAGGUGCUCUGCUGGGACAUCAAGAAGGGCGAGCUCCUGAGCCGCUGGAGAGACGAGAAAUGCUCUUCCCCGGUCACUGCUAUCGCCCGUAGCAAGGCCGACCCCGACAUCUUUGCGGUUGGCUACGACGAUGGCAGCAUUCGCCUCUGGGAUAGCAAAAUCGCCGCCACCAUUGUCAGCUUCAAUGGCCACCGCUCCGCCAUCACCGUCCUGACCUUUGACAAGUCCGGGGCCCGCCUCGCUAGCGGUUCGAGGGAUACCGACGUCAUCAUAUGGGAUCUUGUGGCCGAGGUCGGCCAGGUCAAGCUGCGCGGCCACAAGGAUCAGGUCACCGGCGUUCGCUUUGUCGAGCCUGAUCCGGUGGUUCAAGAUGCCGAUGACUCCGAAGAGGCCAUGGCUGUUGAUACCGAGUCGGAGGCGGAGGGGUUUCUCCUCACCACCGGAAAGGACUCCCUAAUCAAGCUUUGGGAUCUUUCUUCUAGGCACUGCAUAGAAACGCACAUUGCGCAGUCAAACGGCGAGUGCUGGGCGCUGGGCUUAUCUCCCGACUAUAGCGGCUGCGUCACGGCGGGCAACGGCGGCGAACUCAAAGUGUGGUCCCUCGAUACCCUGGCGUUGGCGGCGUCCUCGCAGCAGGUAGACGCGACGCACACUACAAAAUAUCUCCAGGACCGAGGCACCCUUAUCCGAAAGUCCAACGAUAGGGGCACCGAGAUCGUCUUCCACCCGCGCCGCGACUACUUUGCCGUCCACGGCCCCGAAAAGGCGGUUGAGGUCUGGCGCAUACGGCCAGAGGCGGAAAUCAAAAAGGUUCUGGCCCGCAAGCGGAGGAGAAGACGAGAGAAGCUAGACAAGAAGGCUGGUGCGGAUGCGGAUGCCGACGCGGCCGAGGACGCCGAGGACGUCUCGAGCGCGACGGUGAGCGACGUCUUCGUCCACUACGUCACGGUGCGCACCAGCGGAAAGGUCCGCUCGAUUGACUGGGCCGUCAACGGCGGUGUCAAGGAUCUCCAACUCGUCGACAAGUCCUCCAAGUCGAAAGAUGAGGCCCCCGACUACGCAAAAUCUCUCGCCGUCGAACUCCCCGGGCAUAGGGCCGACGUUCGUGCUCUGUCUCUGAGUUCCGACGACAAGAUGCUCGCGUCAGCGGCCAACGGAAGCCUAAAGAUUUGGAAUGUCCGAACUCAAAUGUGCAUCCGAACGUUCGAAUGCGGCUACGCUCUAUGCUGUGCGUUCCUCCCCGGUGACAAGGUCGUGGUCGUGGGGACCAAGGCGGGCGAGCUCCAGCUAUUCGAUGUCGCCUCCGCGAGCUUGCUGGAUAGCGUCACCGCCCAUGAGGGAGCCGUCUGGUCCCUCCAAGUUCACCCCGACGGCCGGUCCAUGGCGUCAGGCAGUGCCGAUAAAUCCGUCAAGUUAUGGAACUUUCAAAUCGUGCAGGAAGAGGUUCUUGGAACUACCCGCACAACUCCGCGGUUAAAGCUUGCGCAAUCAAAGGUGCUCAAACUCACAGACGAUGUCUUCUUUGUCGAUACCCUCAAGCUUUACCUGAACCUCUACGGCCACAAGCUACCGGUUUUGAGCAUGGACAUCUCCUACGAUAGCAAGUUGAUCAUCACAAGCUCGGCGGACAAGAACAUUAGGAUAUGGGGUUUGGACUUUGGCGAUUGCCACAAGGCCUUGUUUGGGCACCAAGACAGUAUUCUUCAGGUGGCCUUUGUGCCGCACAACUCGGACGGCAACGGUCACCACUUCUUCAGCAGCAGUAAGGACCGAUCCAUAAAAUACUGGGACGGCGACAAGUUUGAGCAGAUUCAGAGGCUGGAUGGCCACCAUGGCGAGGUCUGGGCGCUCGCUGUUGGUCACAGCGGUCAGUUCCUGGUUAGCGCGGGCCACGACAAGGGAAUCAUCGUGUGGGACGAGACGGAGGAGCAAAUCUUCCUCGAGGAAGAGAGGGAAAAGGAGAUUGAAGAGCUCUACGAAAGCACCCUUACGGCGUCUCUCGAAAAAGAUGAGGAUGCCGGGGAUAAAGAAGCCGAGACCGCCGCAGCCAGCAAACAGACGGUGGAGACGUUGAUGGCGGGAGAACGGAUCGCCGAGGCCCUCGAGAUGGGCAUGGCGGAUCUCAACCUUUGA
Molecule: messenger RNA, 2454 nt
Organism: Parascedosporium putredinis
Lineage: Eukaryota; Fungi; Ascomycota; Sordariomycetes; Microascales; Microascaceae
Source: the annotation of a GenBank genome assembly